Messenger RNA from Gregarina niphandrodes, 336 nucleotides. RefSeq lists its product as hypothetical. Bases 1 to 336 code for a protein of 111 amino acids. Lineage: Eukaryota; Apicomplexa; Conoidasida; Eugregarinorida; Gregarinidae. The transcript has a single exon. The record is from RefSeq and is a predicted model, not a curated record.
AUGCCAUUGCCGCGGGCCGCUGAGGAAGAGCUCAGACGCCAGGUAGACUCCCAGCUUUCGAAAGGCCUCAUACGUCCGAAUAAAUCGCCGUGGAGCUCUCGUCCAUUCGUAGUCCCAUUCGUAACAGGCGACUACCGGGUCGUAAUAGACUACCGGCAAGUCAAUAAACAGAUGCUUGAUGACGCGUUCUCUAUUCCGAUUAUCUUAGAAAAUCUCCAAAAGGAGUCCGGCCUUUCCUACUGUAUUGCUCUCGCCGACCCGGUAUUGCGCCAGGUCAACGAUGGCAGGUUGGAAGUGAUCGAGUACGGUAGCAAGAAGCUCACCCAAGCUCAGUAA